GGGACGGGCGGCUGCUUCGGGGCUGGCAGGAUGCCGGCGGCGCGGCGGCGCGGAGCGCGAGUGCUGUGGCCGCUGCUGUGGGUGGCCCUGGUGCGCUGCUACAACGUGGACGUGGGUCGCCCCGUGGUUUUCCAGGGUCCCAACGGCUCCUUCUUCGGGUACUCGGUGCUGCAGCACUUCCACGACAGCACGCGGUGGGUCUUGGUUGGUGCUCCCAAGGCAGAAUCUAAAUACAGCACCUCUGUUCAGUCCCCAGGAGCAGUGUUCAAAUGUCGAGUCCAUACCAACCCUGACAGAAGAUGCACAGAACUGGAUAUGGGACGAGGCAAUUCUCGGGGCACACUCUGUGGAAAGACGUGUAAAGAAGACAGAGAUGAUGAAUGGAUGGGUGUGAGCCUGGCUAGACAACCAAAGGCUGCUGGAAGUGUGCUGGCAUGUGCACACCGCUGGAAAAACAUCUACUAUGAGACAGAGUACAUCUUGCCCCAUGGCUUCUGCAACAUCAUUCCUCCCAACCUGCAGUCCAAUGGGAGAAAGCUCUUGCCCUGCUAUGAAGAGUACAAGAAGAAAUAUGGGGAGGAGCACGGUUCAUGCCAGGCAGGGAUCGCAGGCUUCUUCACCGAGGAGCUGGUCAUCAUGGGGGCACCAGGAUCGUAUUAUUGGACAGGAACUGUCAAAGUGCUAAAUCUCACUGACAACACGUAUUACAAGCUGAACGAUGACGCCGUGAUAGCCAGGCGGUACACAUACCUUGGAUAUGCGGUGACAGCAGGUCAUUUCUCUCAGCCGACUACCACUGACAUUGUAGGAGGAGCUCCCCAGGAUGGAGGUAUCGGAAAGGUUUAUAUUUUUAGAACAGACAGACGAUCAGGCUCUCUAAUAAAGAUUUUUCAGGCUUCAGGAAAAAAGAUGGGCUCUUACUUUGGCUCCUCCUUAUGUGCAGUUGAUCUGAAUUCUGAUGGGUUGUCAGACCUGCUGGUUGGAGCACCUAUGUUUUCUGAGAUCAGAGAUGAGGGUCAAGUCACAGUCUAUCUCAACAGAGGAAACGGAGUGCUGGAAGAGCAGCUCAUCUUGGAUGGUGACAGCGCUUAUAAUGCACACUUUGGGGAGAGCAUAGCUGCCCUUGGUGACAUUGAUGACGAUGGCUUCCCAGAUGUUGCCAUUGGAGCACCUAAGGAGGAUAACUACAUAGGAGCAGUGUACAUUUACCAUGGGGAUGCCAAGGGUAUUAUACCUCAGUACUCUAUGAAGCUGUCUGGGCAAACAAUAAACCCAAAGCUGCGUAUGUUCGGCCAGUCCAUAUCAGGGGGAGUUGAUAUGGAUAGCAAUGGUUAUCCAGAUAUGACUAUUGGAGCCUUCCUGUCAGACAGUGUGGUACUUCUGAGAUCCAGGCCUGUUAUUACCGUGGACAUCUCCAUUUUCCUGCCUGUAUCUAUCAAUAUCACAGCUCCUCAGUGCCACGAUGGCUUGCAGCCGGUGAACUGCCUCAAUGUCACAGUGUGCUUUCGCUUCAGCGGCAAGCAUGUUCCUGGAGAAAUAGGUUUGAAUUAUAACUUGACUGCUGAUGUGGCAAAGAAGGAAAAGAGCCAUCAACCCAGAAUUUACUUUGUGACUUCUGGAGAGGCAGCAGGGCAGAUCACAGAGAAGUUACAACUGUCGUAUAUGCAGGAAAAGUGCGAGCAUUACCUAGCAUAUGUCAAGAAAAGAGUCAAAGACGUCAUCUCUCCAAUUGUAUUUGAAGCUGCAUACAGCCUUCGGGAACAUGUGCUAGGAAGAGGGAAAGAGGACAAGGAACUACCUGCUCUCAAGCCCAUUCUCCGCUGGAAGAAAGGACAAAAGAUAGCACAAAGGAAUCAGACUGUUUUUGAGAGGAACUGUCAGUCUGACGACUGUGCUGCUGAUUUGAAACUUCAGGGUAAAUUACUGCUAUCUGGUGUUGAUGACAGAACUGCCUACCUGGCCCUGGGAGCGGUGAGGAACAUCUCGCUUAACAUUUUCAUCUCUAACAUUGGGGAUGAUGCCUAUGACACCAAUGUUUUCUUCAAUUUUUCUGGAGAGCUCUUCUUCAUCAAAAUGUGGCAAAAGGAGGAGCUGGGCAUUGCCUGUGAGUUGCUGGAAUCAGAUUUCCUCAAGUGCAGUGUGGGAUUUCCUUUCAUGAGAUCAAAUUCUAGGUAUGAGUUCAGCGUGAUCUUUGACACAAGCCACUUGUCUGGGCAGGAAGAAAUGCUUACCUUCCUUGUCACUGCCCAAAGUGGAAACCUAGAACGCACUGAAUCUCUGCAUGAUAAUAUUUUAACCCUGUCGAUACCUCUGAUGCAUGAAGUGGCUUCGUCCAUCAAUGGAGAAGUCUUCCCUACUUCAUUUUUCUACGGUGAUUCUGUGGAAGCGUCCAACUUUGUUCAGCUGGAAAACCAAGAAUGCCUUUUUCAGUCUCUCAACUUCACGCUGCAGGUUUACAAUGCUGGACCAAGCACUCUCCCUGGAGCUUUUCUUGACAUUUCAUUUCCAAACCGCCUCUCUGCCACUGGAGAUGAAAUAUUUCAUAUUCAGCAGAUGAUGGUUGGCCAGGACAAAGGAAGCUGUUCUUUCCACAGAAACCACAGCCCAUGUGUUGUUCCUCAAGAGAAUGAAAAUAUUUUCCACACAAUAUUUGCUUUUUUCACGAAGUCCGGCAGAAAAGUAUUGGACUGUGAAGCACCACGCAGGUCCUGCUUAAUUAUGCACUGCAACUUAAGCUCACUACCCAAAGCAGAGUCGUGUGAUAUAAGUAUCUACAUGCUGCUGAAUACUGAGAUACUCAAGAAGGACAGUUCCUCAGUCAUCCAGUUUGUCACAAGGGCAAGACUGAGGGUGGACCAUGACCUCAGAGUUGUGGAGGUGCCCAGUGGGAGCCCAGAAGAAAAACCAGUGGUCUUUGAGGCUUUGCACAAUCUGGAGCCUCGUGGAUAUGUUGUCGGAUGGAUCAUUGCCAUCAGUUUGCUGGUGGGAAUUCUCAUCUUCCUAUUGCUUGCUGUGCUCUUAUGGAAG
Empidonax traillii (willow flycatcher) is the source of this 3027-nucleotide messenger RNA. RefSeq names its product integrin subunit alpha 9 (gene ITGA9). Lineage: Eukaryota; Metazoa; Chordata; Aves; Passeriformes; Tyrannidae. Gene Ontology annotation, cellular component: integrin complex; external side of plasma membrane. The transcript has 27 exons. The annotation marks the transcript as partial. The record is from RefSeq and is a predicted model, not a curated record. Gene Ontology annotation, molecular function: integrin binding. Gene Ontology annotation, biological process: cell-cell adhesion; integrin-mediated signaling pathway; cell-matrix adhesion.